Messenger RNA from Bombus terrestris (buff-tailed bumblebee), 9200 nucleotides. It is a transcript of the gene bru3, whose product is annotated as CUGBP Elav-like family member 4. Gene Ontology annotation, molecular function: mRNA binding. Gene Ontology annotation, cellular component: ribonucleoprotein complex; cytoplasm; nucleus. Gene Ontology annotation, biological process: regulation of alternative mRNA splicing, via spliceosome; mRNA splice site recognition. The coding region runs from base 1801 to 2898 and encodes 365 amino acids. The transcript has 15 exons. Lineage: Eukaryota; Metazoa; Arthropoda; Insecta; Hymenoptera; Apidae. The record is from RefSeq and is a predicted model, not a curated record.
CAGUGUGCGGAGAGCGACCGCAGUGUACACCAUCUCCACGUUUUGGCAAAGAAGGCAGCAGCAGCAUCGUUGCUGAGCGUUGCUGAGUUCUCUCACGUCGUACCGAUCAGCUGGACGAGCAUAGUGUCGUUUGUCACGCACCCCUUUCCUACCUUCUCGUUCAGGUUGUUCCUCGCCGCGAUACCAGACUUUGUCGAUCACACGCGUGUUAAACACGCGAACUCUGGUCGCGGUGGUAGACCGAGUGCGUCGAUUUGAAACGAAAACAAAAAGGAUCGAGUUUACUUCGCGCGGCUGACGAACCAGGCUGGCUGGUGUCCUUUCGUUGUUUCGAUCGACAAGGUAACGAAUCCCUUUCUUGAUGAGUACGACGACGCCGUCAACAAUCACGGUCGGUAGCCACGCGGUUGACGCUCUCACCGCCGGUACCAGCAUCUCCGAAGGGGCUGACACCUAGCACGAGGAGCGUCUGCUGCGGAGCUAGCGGAGGAGGAACGAUUCCGGGGGGACCAUCUUCCCUUCUAUCGUGAUAUAGUGCUGUUGUGCUUGUUGUUGUUGUUGUUGUUAUUAUUGAUAUUUGAUGAUACACGUGCUCAGGUGUCGCGAGUACUGACUACGCGGCUUACAAUUUCAGAUUGUCUUUUUAACGCGUCGUAUAAAGAUCUAAUUUUACUAGUUGUUCUUCCGGUUUUAAAGUGUCGUUCUAUGAUCGGAGUGUUUUACGAUCCAAGUCGGAGGACGGGAGUAUCAACGACGUUCCAACUUCUUUCGAGAUCGGCCAAACGAUUUCAAGGUUUGACAGAUUUCGUUUAGUCGGGCUGAUCGUCUACGCGAGGUCGACGACACGUGGAUCCGAAUCCGAUCGUUCCUAGCUCACGUGGUCGUCGAACAACUACCGGCGACACCCUGAUAGUGGCGCUUUCGCGAUACUCACGGAUGUUCCUCACGUUAAAAAGAGCUGCUCGUGAUCAGUUUCAAAGUUGCCGGCUACCUGUGUGCCUGUUGAAUUUUUAUUGAUGUUCUAUAGCAACGUUGUAACAUCGAACGUGAUUCGGUGAGUGCCCGGCCGAGUGAAAAGAACGAAACCAAGAGGAAAGAAAAGCGAGAUUUUCCUUGUCAAACGAUAUUUCCAUUCUACUGUCGAGGAAUUGAAACGCGUGUGUGUGUUACUUUCAUGUCGCGAAUAGAAGGAGAGGGAUGACGGUGCAUCGUCGUUGUGCUGCAGACACCGUCGAAAAGGACGAAGAAGGCUCGUGAAUUGCUUAAACGACGAUCAUCAGUGCUAUAACCAGACACUAGUACCGCGUCGUUGUUUGCGAGAUUCUUCGUAGGAUUUUUCGGAUCCGCAAACACGCGGAAUUAACCAGGCAGCGUGGAGCGCUCGGCGAUCGUGUGGCCGCGCGCCGCGGACCUCUACCUUUACCAACCAGGCUGUGCAUUUCUCACCUACUAUAGUCGUGACAGCGCAAUCAGUGCCCAGAACGCUCUGCAUGAGAAGCGGACUUUACCAGGGGGUGUGACGGGCGACCGGCUGGCCGGGGGCGCCGCACACCUCCUCCAUCUCUUCUUCUUCUUGCCACGACCACAACACACAAUGUAACAACAACUACCACUACUAGAGUCGUCCGCGUGAACCACGUUCUCAAUGUACUCGAUGUGAUGAACCGUCCUAUUCAAGUCAAGCCGGCGGACAGUGAAAACCGCGGAGAGUGCAUGAUGGACGACGGGAGCACCAGUGCCAUCUUCUGGAAGUAGGAGGCACCGGUGGCGGCCGCUGAAGACAGAAAGCUGUUCGUGGGAAUGCUCAGCAAGCAACAAACAGAAGACGAUGUCAGACAGUUGUUCACUGCCUUUGGCACAAUAGAGGAGUGUACCAUCCUCCGAGGACCCGACGGCAGUAGCAGAGGCUGUGCAUUCGUGAAACUUUCAUCACAUCAAGAAGCGCUAGCGGCGAUCAAUACCUUACACGGUAGCCAAACUAUGCCGGGAGCGUCAUCCAGCUUAGUGGUAAAGUUCGCAGAUACUGAGAAAGAGAGACAACUAAGACGCAUGCAGCAAAUGGCUGGGAACAUGAGCCUCCUUAACCCUUUCGUUUUCAAUCAGUUCGGCGCUUACGGCGCUUAUGCUCAGCAGCAAGCAGCCCUCAUGGCUGCUGCGACAGCACAAGGGACGUACAUCAACCCAAUGGCGGCACUGGUCGGUGCUGGACAACUACCGCACGCGUUAAAUGGCAUGCCAAAUCCCGUGGUUCCACCGACUUCUGGUUUGCUCGUAGGUACCGGUACAGGGCAGCCGGUUAACGGGGCGAUACCGUCGUUACCAUCGCCAACGAUGCCCAAUUUCAACAUGGCUGCACAAACACCGAAUGGUCAACCAGCAGGUUCGGAUCCUGGUGUCUACACCAACGGGAUACCGCAGACCUAUCCGGGACAUGCCCUCCAUCUGUCCAUUCCAGCACAAGGGCUGCCCAAUGGGGAGGCGGCACUCCAGCAUGCCGCCGCGUAUCCUGGAAUGCAACCCUACCCCGGUGUCGCUUAUCCCGCCGUCUACGGCCAGUUUCCUCAAGCUAUUCCUCAGCCGAUGACCGCCGUGGCACCCACGCAGAGGGAAGGAUGCUCUAUCUCAGGACCUGAAGGCUGCAACCUAUUCAUCUACCACCUGCCUCAGGAGUUUGGAGAUGGUGAGCUCAUGCAGAUGUUCAUCCCCUUUGGCAACGUCAUAUCGUCCAAGGUUUUCAUCGAUCGGGCCACCAACCAGAGUAAAUGCUUCGGUUUCGUGUCGUUCGACAAUCCAGCGAGCGCACAGACAGCAAUUCAAGCGAUGAAUGGCUUCCAGAUAGGGAUGAAGCGUUUAAAAGUCCAGUUAAAGAGGCCCAAGGACGCAAGCCGGCCAUACUAACCAAAGUCCUAGCUUAGAGAAACUGGACGAUACGCACCCUACAUCAUAACCCACAGAAUGUCGUACAAGAACACGGGCUUAUUGAACGCUCGACGAUCAGAAGUGAUGAGUUUGAAUCACCGUUACAACGCUCUCCACUAUAAUAAUCUAGUAUACUAGUUAGAUAAUUUAAUUAGAGUAUAAAAAUUAGAAGUCGGUAGAUUGACUUCGCCGGCAGCCACGCGGCGAGGACGAAGAGGCAGGCUGAUGCUAAUGAAACAUUGGAUGUCCAGCACUGAACCCAGUCCGAGAAACCAAACGCGAGUAGGAUUCACGCUUCAAACGAUUUCUCGGAUGCUCGGAUACGACAAAUUCUUUACUAAGAACGGAGAACACGUCGAUCUUUUUCAUCCUGUUCUUUCUAUUUUCCUACGUCUUAUUCUAUUUUAUACAUUUUUCCGUUCUUCACUCUCGAUCCCUACUGCCAAACGAGGAUUCGUAUCGAGAUACGAACAAUUAUUCGAUACGCGUCUUACAACAAGACAUUCUAAUCCUAAUACGAUUUUGAAGAUCCGAUCAUCCGGGAAGUAGUAGAUAUCGAGAGCCUAGAGCCUCUCGACCAGGUUAUCGUUCCGACGACACACUAUCUCCUAAAUAGUUUGAUAAUCACGGUGAACGUUCAAGACGGGUGACUUUCCGACACUAACCAAAGAAUACUCUUAGUUCCUGACGAAACGGCAUGGCGAUUGUAGCCGACCGACUGUUAAAAAAAGUUAACUAUUACUGCGAUUCGACCCAUAGAAUACCAAAGAAAGUACCUCUUCAGAUUCUCUAGAAAACACGAAUCACAGUGUGUGUAUCGGUUGAAUUCCUUAUUCGUUUACGAACAACUUUGCCAAUUUUCAUUUGAAAACGCAGUUAAACCGUCGAAUCCGUUUGGAUGUCGUGUGUUCGGUAUGCCGAACGCGUCAUCACCGUAUUAUACAUACCACGUAUAUAGCAACGUCGUUAGGAUCGUUUACUAUGUUUAGUGGUCUUCGGGCAGGACCGACGGCACAGUGCUCGCGGUCUCUCCUAACGCAAAUUUGUCAAUCACGUAUACAGGGUGCUCGUCUCACGCAACGUCUAGAAAGAAGAAGAAAUUUCUAAAACGAAAACUACGAAUCCGAACAUGGAACACGCAUUUACAUACAUUUACACUGGUAUAUAUACAAACGACGCACAUACACGCGCGGACACACGCACACGUGCACAACACGCGCAUACAGCUCACACACAUCACGCAUCUACUUACACACGUAUCUACAUGUACGAAUCAGUGCCGACCCAACAUUCGCGGGUUAUCGGUUCUUCUUAUGUUAAGAUUAUUAAAAGGCGUAGGUAUGUACGUCGCGCCGUAGAUUUUAUAUACGAGACAAUUUAAAGGGAUCGUUAGUGCCGUGUCAAAGUGAAGUCAUUUCGAAGUCCGGUCGUCCGCGCCACGGCGCUCGUUCACCCAACGUAGUAUUUAUUAUUAUUAUUACUCCUUUAUCAUCAUCGUCAUUAUUAUAUUAUGAUCAUCAUUAUUAAGAGUACGAUUAUAUCGUUAAGCGAAAAGUGCGAACGAAUUUCCGGCCGAAAUUAUAUCCAUCGGGGUUCCUUUAUUAACGAAGGAUCGUUCAACCUGAUCACAUUACGCUUCGCGAUCCAAAAAACAUCGGGAUCCUGUUGUUGUUCAUUCUCAUGGCUCGACGAUUCAUAAAAUCGUUCUUGUUUGACUGACCGGUCACGCAUCGCCCGAGAAAUGUCAACCAGGCUGUGAUUAUCCAAACAAAACAAAAGUAACAAAAGGGUGAAAAUUACCACGAUGACGACGACGGCGUUAACAAGAUCGAGUCCAUCUCGCGCAGAAUGUUUCUGUCCAUUCGAUGAUAGGGGAGAGAGAGAGAGAGAGAGAGAGGAGGAGGAGGAGGAGAAAACGCGAAAGAAAUAGUAGAUCGUCUGAACCAGCUGAACGCAAUGAGCUUUACUUUUUUAUUUUAUUUACCUAGUCUACGUCUAGUCAUUUUUAUAUUCAGCAUCAGAAUGGGGGGGGAGGGGAAUAAUUUACGCGUUUUCUCAUAAAAUAUUUAUUUACUAUUUGCCUUAAUUUUAAGAAGUUUCGCUUAAAGCGAUGUAUAGAUUUUCUUUUCUAAACCAAAGUGACUAUUUAAACGAAUCUAUUUAGGAUAAAGUAUUUAUUGUUCCGAAAGGUGGUUCCAGGUAAACCAAGUGCAAUUUCAUUUUAGAAUAAUUUCACUAACGACGCUAGCCGAGUAUAUAAUUUCUUUAUUUUAUCGGAGUACGUUGUUCCUGAGAAUUGCGGCCAAACGCGUCGCGUUUUACGUAUCAAAUUUAUUUUAUACGACAAAUAUCUCGAAUAUACGUGCGUAUAUAUUGAUAUUUGGGCAUUGUUUUCGAACGUAUUGUUCCUUGUUUGUUUUCGUUAGCCUUUCUUGUUAUCACGAUUCAGUUUUAUACCUCAUUACGAACGAUUAGGGAGAUUUUAAAGGAUCGUUUGCACCGGGCAAAUCGAACAGUACAGCAGGCAGCAAGUACUUACAUCGGUAUGAGUUCACAAAAUUUGUGGCUACCGAUGUGAUUAGCAACGGACGAUAUUCAUGUGAACAUUGAAUAUUUUUUUAAGCACGAUAAAUAAAACAUUUGGACAUUUAGCGAGCGAUGCCCGGUCGAAUCACAGAGUUUCGCGCAAGCUUCGAUUUAUACGAUUCUGGGCGGAAGCCACAUGUAAAGAAGCAGCGACGGAGCAUCGAUGUUAGUGGAGGAAAAAUGGGGGUCAUAUUAGAACGAAAUCAAAUGCAUAAAGCACGCUGGAAAACUAGCGUAGGCGAGCGAUGGAACGGAGAAGAAAACUCUGAUCUAGCAGAAAUAAUCAACCAAAGUACCAACAACUAUUCUAUAUAUAAAUAUAUAAAUAUGAAUUAUUAAAGAAGGAGUAUAUAAAUAUAUAAAUAUAAAUAUUAUAAAUAUGAAAUAUAAUAUAAAUAAAAUGAAUGAAUAAAUAAAUGAAUAUAUAAAUAUAUAAAUAUAUAAAUAUAUAUAUAUAUAUAUUGAUUGAUUGAAAGAAAAAAACUAGAGACUUAGUAAAUUAUUAUAGUUUAGCUAAAUCAACAUGAAAUAAAUUAUUACUUCGAAGGACAGGGAAUGGGAGGACCGGCUAUAGUCUGGCGCAAUUUAUGACACGACUAAAAGCUAUCUCAAAUUUAUACGCUAUUUAAGUAAAUAUAACAAAUGCUACAAAGAAAUAUACAUAAAUAUAUGAAAUAAUAUACGAGCACGCGUAGAUGUACAACCUAAGUACGCAUACGUGUGCACGCGUAUAUUUAUUUCUAUAUUUAUAUAUGCACAUAUAAAUACUGUACUUAUAGUUUAGGGACAGGCAACCCUUUUCCUUGCUUCUCCAUCGGUUCAUAAAGUACGUUGCCUGUUCGUACGCUCGCACACGAAAACGAAUCAUUGCAAAAGAACACUACUUACUAUACCUUCAUUUAUCUAUACAUACACACAUACACGUACGAAAUUUACUAUACAUAGUUAAUGUGAAGGCAUGGUACGGAAGGCGUGUAUGUGGUUCACACGCGUGAACGUGGUAGCGCGUAAAAGUAAGUACUUGCGGAACUAAAACUAAAACAGAGGGAUGUGCUGUAAACUAUCCUCCGAUGACGAGCUCGAACGGCUUGCUAGUUAUUGAUGAUAUAAAAUAUUAUUAUACUAGCAUACGCAUAUAUAUAUAUAUAUAUAAAAAAAAACAAUUAAUACUGAUAAAUAACAGUAAUCAAUAAUACUAAUAACAAUGAUAACAAUAAUAAAAAUAAAUUACUUACAACAAUACUUUAUAAGACGUAUACAUAAUUUAUACUACGCGAUAAACGCAUAUACGUAUAUAUUCUUGUCAGUUUUAGGAAUACUGAAUUCGUCUAAAGGCAUAUAUACAUAAAUAUAUAUUUUCUAUAUAUACACACAUAUAUAUGUAUGUAUGUAUAUAUGUAUAGACUGAUGUAUCGAAAGCGCGGGCGUAGAUUCAUCGAUGCUGAAAGAACGUCACCAAAAAUGUUGUGUGAGGAGCAUCUUUGCGACGUUGUACCGACGUUGUUCCGUUGUACAACGGAAAACGAACACGACGAAACGAUAUCUAACGACGAUGAAACAGCGAGAUCUUCUUUCGACGGCGUUUUGAUAGCAAUGGGACGCGGAAAGGUAUCGCGAUACUCGGGAACCGGUCGUAGAGAUGAAACUCAGGAACGCGUGUAACAGACCCGGCUGAUCACAAAUCAAAUUUGCUAAACAAACUAAUCCGAAAUAUGUGUUCACGAAGGCGAAGGUAAAUAUAAGAGAAGGAACUGGGAAUUAACGCAACCAUAUGUUUGCCAAUCCGAGGUCCAAUCACAGACCGUAAGAGCAAUCGCGCGAUCGGUAGGCCUCCGAGUACGCGUACGCGAGCGUUGAUGGAAUCGCGUAAGCGGCACGAUCGUAAACAUAAUUAGGCGAAUGCGUGCAUCGCAAGCAUACAGGGCCCGCGAGGAAGGUCUGCAGCGCAGCGGUACAUCCUAUAGAUCAGCGUUUCAUUUCUCAUGGCAUCGUGCGCGUCUCUAACCGGUACACGUCCGGCAAAGACGAUUAGCGGACAAGCUGAGCGAAUUGGGCCACGGCUAGAUACUUGUCUACGAGUUUCCUAUUCCGCAGACCAGUCCAUUCAUCUCUCUGCUAAAAUCAAAUCAACGCAUUCCAUUUUCGAAAUAGCAUUAGCUAUUAGUGCCACCGCUAUUAGUAGGCGUAUACCACGGACACGAGCUCCUAUCGUCCGUUUUAUCUGUUCGACCGUUCCAUAAACGUACGCGCCAACGAUUUCCCACAUUUCUUCGUUUCGUUCGAUAAUUUUCGAUGUAACGAAAACGUAUCGAGUCAUUUUUAAUUUCGCCACGCCAACUGCUCGGAUGUCGUUUCCCAUUUAUACACGUCACAUUCGUUGUUCGUAUGGUUUUGUACUUUUGGACUUCGUGUUGGUCCGUUUUCGUACUCUCCACGCGAAUCACACCGUAUCGAAUCGCGUAUCGAAAGCGACAAAAUUGAAUCGAUUCGGUUACUAAUUUUAACGUAUUUAGUUAACUCGAACGCGUUUCAAGUGGAAGAGAGUUACACACGUAGUUGUACGAUGCAAUGUAGAGGAAGAAAGGUAGACACCAGCAAAGUGAUCGAAUAUAGUGACACGCACACAAACACAAAGAAUCAUGCGCACGCGCGCGGACACAGAUACAAAAAAAGGAAGGGAGGGUAAAAAGAAGGAAAAGACACGUAUACUGGUAAAAGCUUGUAUGCAAGUACCAACUGAUUAUAUCACUACGAUCUAAGCUUUUUAAUGUUUAACAAUUACUUAAUAGCGAAUAUCAAGGUAUUCAACCUACUCUAAUAAAAACACCCUAAUAAUAGGUAUAAAUUCGUAUAAAUAUAAAUGUAUACAUAUAUAAAUGUAUAAAUACGAAGGUAACGACAAUUGUAAACAAACCAAAACAAAUACAACUAUUUUAUCCAACAAAGUUUUUGCUACAACCGAAGUAGUAUGCAUCUUGCUAUGGAAUAAAUGAGACUUACGGGAGAGGAGAGAAAGAGAAAAUAAUAUUCUUAGCUCUAAGGACAAGAAGAAAAAUAAUGAUAAUAGUAAUCUGUGAGGAUCAGCUUCGAAUUUAUUUUUACAAUGACGUGAUGUAAUGCUGAGACGAAUUCGCUGCUCGCUAAUUAACGUUCCGAAUGCUACUCGGCAAGCGACGUACUCGCGAAGAUUCAAGCGUCCUAACGACGUACUCGGGUAUCGAAUUUUCCGCCGAUCUCAGUUUUACCGAACCUAAGGAUUCUCUUUAACAAAUUCUCAAGUCGCAAACUUUGCCGCUGAAAUUUUUUAGAAAUAUGAAAUCGGUACUCGUGGUCGUCGUUGUCCGAUAGUAUUGUCGACCAUAAAAAUUACACGGAAAGCUUUCGCGAAGCGGGAGAAAAGAAAGGAAGAAGAAAAAUAUGGGAUACAAACGGCGCGCGGUAUCUCCGCGAUUUUAUUCGUUCCGACGAAUCGUUAUCGACGAUCGUUAUCGCAACGGCCGACCGUGACUUAUCAUCGUCGAUACGAAAUUUCCUGGAAUUUUUAUGGUAGCCACGGAGACACGCACGAAGAUUCGAUGGAAAACGGGAACGAAUAUCCUCCACUCUCGAAUGUAUAACUUAACUAACUUUAAUAAUAAUAAUAAUGAUCAAACACUACAUAUAAGCAUACUACCAUUUACCACCGUACUCGCACA